CCCUCAGAUCACUCCAUUCAUCUUCUUCCCCCGCACUCUCCUCGAUCUCUUCGCCGUUUCUCUUUUCCGUCCUCUCGUAUCUCAGCAUCCCCUCUAAUGGCAUCCAUGGCUGGUUCAUCAAUCACCAUGCAGCCUCGCAACACCCUUGCUUCAAGGAGUGUUUCUGGGUUGAAAUUGGGUUCAUUUAUGAAGCAGGGAGGAAGAAGCCUCUCAUUUACAAUGCGUCCAAUGCCUGCUCGCUUGCAGAUAAGCUGUGCUGCCAAAAAAGAGACUCUGGAUAAAGUUUGUGAAGUAGUAAGGAAACAACUAGCUGUAGAAGAUGACAAACCAAUCACCGGUGAAUCGACAUUUCUUGAUCUUGGAGCUGAUUCCCUUGAUACGGUUGAGAUUGUGAUGGGACUGGAGGAAGAAUUUGGAAUCACUGUGGAAGAAGACAAUGCACAGAGCAUUACAACUGUUCAAGAUGCUGCAGAUCUCAUUGAGGAGCUCUGCAGCAAGAAGAGUGCCUAGAAAACUAGUUAAGUCGGACGGUUUGAAUGCCGAUGUUUGGUGUCUUUUCUUGUGUGUGAACUUUUAUGUUCAAUAUGUAGGAAAACUCGUAAUAAAGUUGUUGGGAUUAUUGGUUAUGAAUUUAUAUUUGUCACUUUUUUUAGUUUUUUAUAA
This is a messenger RNA of Hibiscus syriacus, 663 nucleotides long. RefSeq names its product acyl carrier protein 1, chloroplastic-like. The record is from RefSeq and is a predicted model, not a curated record. The coding region runs from base 97 to 510 and encodes 137 amino acids. Gene Ontology annotation, molecular function: acyl carrier activity; phosphopantetheine binding. The transcript is spliced from 4 exons. Gene Ontology annotation, biological process: fatty acid biosynthetic process. NCBI's taxonomy places the organism in Eukaryota, Viridiplantae, Streptophyta, Magnoliopsida, Malvales, Malvaceae.